AUGUGGGGGUCACUGUCCGUGGUACGUGAACAGUCUGUUACGUCCUCGGGCGCAUCACAUGCCCGCGAAGAACCCGACCGCGAGACCUCGGACGAGAACAUGCCCCUCUUGUCAGACCUUGAGGCCAAUCACCGGACAUAUCAUACGAAUGGUGAUUCGCGACCAGAGGCUGUUGGCAAGCGAAGCGCGCGGGGUGCGGUGAAGGACUUCACGGUUCGGAUAGCGAGGGAGUCCGCACCCGUCGCGAAGGAUGCCUUGAGAUCGAUACCCGCCGCUAUACUGGGCACUCUCCUCAACAUCCUGGACGGCGUUUCUUACGGCAUGAUUAUAUUCCCUGCUACUGGCGUUUUCGAGCAUCUUGGCGGCGUCGGCGUGUCGAUGUUCUUUGUGAGCGCCAUCGUCUCGCAACUGAUAUAUUCCGCCGGCGCGAGCGGUUUCGCAGGAGCUAACGGGAGUAUGAUGAUUGAAGUCGUGCCGUUCUUCCAUCUCAUCGCCAAUGGUAUCGCGGAGGAGAUAGGAGAGGAGAACCCUCGAGCAGUGAUCGCGACCACGAUGGUUGCCUUCGCAUUCUCGUCUAUUCUCACGGGCUUGACAUUCUUCCUCUUGGGAGCGUUACGUCUGGGAACCUUGAUCGGCUUUUUUCCACGUCAUAUUCUAGUUGGCUGCAUAGGUGGCGUCGGCGUGUUCCUGGUGAUCACAGGCCUUACCGUGAGCACCCGGAUGUCGGAUGACGACUUUUCGCUAUCACUGGAGACGUUCAAGUACCUCGUCCUGAACGUUGGCAAUCUUGUUCUAUGGCUUCCCGCAUUUGGUCUCGCCGUGCUCCUACGCUUCAUCACGCAUAAAUGGGAUCAUCAACUCAUCUUUCCUAUCUAUUUCUGUAUCAUACCCGCAGUGUUCUAUAUUGUUGUGACUGCCGCAAGGAUAAAGCUCGGAGACCUGAGAGAGGCCGGGUGGCUGUUUGAUAUGAGCACGUCACGCGAGCCGUGGUGGUACUUUUACACGCUCUUCGAUUUCGGCGCCAUGAAUUGGGGAGCGUUUUGGUCUGUCAUGCCCACACAACUUGCAUUAUUGUUCUUCAACAUCCUACAUCCGCCACUAAACGUUCCGGCGCUGGCUGUAUCAUUGAACCAUGACGCGAACACAGACAAGGAGCUCGUCGCGCACGGAUACUCGAACCUCCUUGCUGGCCUUAUAGGCACUGUACCUAACUACCUAGUAUAUGUCAACACCUUGCUCUUCUACCGGGUAGGCGGUGACACGCGCGUCUCCGGGUUCAUGCUAGCAGGCACCACUACACUUCUGCUGCUAGUCGGAACUGGUCCUAUCGCAUUUAUCCCGGUCAUGGUUGUUGGCGCGCUCAUCUUCGUCCUCGGUAUCGACCUUGUCAAGGAAGCACUCUGGGACACACGGCACCGCGUCAGCCGGAUGGAGUACAUUACCAUCAUCAGCAUCAUGAUUGUAAUGACGGUGUGGGACUUCGUGACCGGGGUUCUCUUUGGUAUCAUCGUCAGCUGUUUCUUCUUCGUGGUACAAAGCUCGCAGCGCCAGAGCAUCCGUGCCCUCUACAGUGGAGACAGUGUUGUGUCCACCGUGCGCCGGCCCGGCGCUCAUCGCGCGUACCUUCGUGAUGUGUCGAAGCAGACGACGGUCAUGCGUCUGCAAGGCUUCUUGUUCUUCGGUACCAUCACACAUGUCGAGGACGCUAUCCGGGCACUACUCGAUGAGCCCGCGUGGCAGCGAACGCCCAUACGUUUCCUUGUCCUCGACCUCGCGCUCGUCGCCGGAGUAGAUAUGAGCGCCGCGGAGGCGUUCGUGCGGGUCCAGAGGCUGCUUGCGAGCAAGAGAGUCGUGUUGGUAUUGUGCGGCUUCCCGGUUGACAGCGGUGUUGGACGUGCUCUGAGCAAUGUUGGACUGUUCGAAAUGGCGGGGGUCGAGUUGUUCGAGACGUUCAGCGGUGCUAUUGAGUGGACUGAAAAUACCUACCUUCGUGCAUGGUUUACUACGCAGAAGACAGAGGUUCUCCCAGUUACUCUUCCCGGCAGGCAGGACGAUGCCAUCCCCUUCUACGGUUCUGUCAUCGACAGUCCGAGACGCGCUGCCCUCGUCGGCGCAGGUUGGCGUACUAUCGCACGAGAUCACUCGCCACCGGACGACCUGCCUGCGCCUGAACCAUUCAACACGCUCGUCCGCGCGUUCUCGCCAUACGAGCAGAUCGAUCAGGAGACAUUCGCACCGCUGAUACCCUACCUGAAGCGGAUGUCUGUACCUGAGAGCACCGUGAUCUGGGAACAAGACCAGCCUCCCGAUGGUCUAUAUAUCGUCGAAUCCGGCAUUCUCCGUGCGACCUAUAACUUUGCCGAUCCUACGCCUCCUAUGAUUGAGACGAUGGUACCGGGCACCAUUGCGGGAGAGUUGUCCACACUGUCUGGGUUGGAGCGAAACGCAACAUGCGUCGUGGAGCGAUCUGCUGUACUCUGGAAGUUGUCUAACGAGAAUCUCGCCCGAUUGGAGCAAGAACAGCCUGAGCUGGCCCGGGUCUUCACGAGAUUGAUUCUAAAGGUGGCCAAGUUGGAUUACGAUAUGCUCAUUACGGCGCUGGCGACGAGACAGUAA
Dichomitus squalens LYAD-421 SS1 is the source of this 2616-nucleotide messenger RNA. RefSeq lists its product as uncharacterized. Gene Ontology annotation, cellular component: membrane. NCBI's taxonomy places the organism in Eukaryota, Fungi, Basidiomycota, Agaricomycetes, Polyporales, Polyporaceae. The transcript is spliced from 18 exons. Bases 1 to 2616 code for a protein of 871 amino acids. The record is from RefSeq and is a predicted model, not a curated record.